CACAACAAAACUGAAAAGAAGAACACCAGAGAGUUUUUUUUUCCAUGGAACACCCAAAUUCAGUGACACCAAAACAAACAGCGGAAGUGGCACCUACUGUGGUGGCCAUGAUACCAACCCCAGGAAUGGGCCAUCUGAUCCCAAUGAUUGAAUUCGCCAAGAAAAUAAUCCUCCACAACAACCUCGCCGUGACCUUCGUCAUCCCCACCGACGGUCCUCCCACAAAAGCCCAAACCACCGUUUUACAAUCCCUUCCCAACGCCAUUUCCCACAUCUUCCUCCCACCCGUUAACCUCACCCAACUCCCACCAAACACAAAGAUCGAAACAAUUAUCUCCCUCACCCUCCUCCACUCUGUCCCUUCUCUCCGCGACGCCUUCCGCUCCCUCACCGCCUCUCACACCGUCGCCGCCAUGGUCGUCGACCUCUUCGGCACCGACGCCUUCGACGUCGCCAAAGAAUUCAACGUCUCUCCAUAUAUCUUCUACCCUUCCACCGCCAUGGCUUUGUCCCUUUUCCUUCACCUGCCUAAGCUGGACCAGGAGGUUCACUGUGAGUAUAGGGAGCUCGCCGAACCGGUCAAGAUCCCCGGGUGCGUUCCGAUUCACGGAAAAGAUUUGCUGGACCCGGUUCAGGACCGGAAGAACGAGGCCUACAAAUGGUUGCUUCACCACAGCAAGCGAUACAGAGAAGCGGAAGGGAUCAUACAGAACAGCUUCCUGGAAUUGGAACCGGGUGCCAUCAAGGAGUUGCUAAAGGAAGAACCUGGGAAGCCUCCGUUUUACCCGGUCGGACCGCUUGUGAAUAUGGGGAGCGCUCAAACCGGGGCGAAUAGUUCGGAGUGUUUGAGGUGGUUGGAUGAUCAGCCACAUGGGAGUGUGUUGUUUGUUUCUUUUGGAAGCGGUGGGACCCUGUCGAGCACCCAAGUCAACGAACUUGCUUAUGGGUUGGAGAUGAGCGAGCAACGUUUCUUAUGGGUGGUGAGGAGCCCAAAUGACAAUGUCGCUAAUGCCUCUUAUUUCAGUGCUGAUAGUCAAUUUGACCCUUUUGAUUUCUUGCCAAAAGGAUUUGUUGAGAGGACAAGAGGGAGGGGCCUUCUCGUCCCAUCUUGGGGACCACAGCCACAGAUCUUGAGCCAUGGCUCCACUGGGGGGUUCCUGACCCAUUGUGGUUGGAACUCAAUCUUAGAGAGCGUGGUGAAUGGGGUGCCUUUGGUGGUUUGGCCACUCUUCGCUGAGCAGAAGAUGAACGCUGUUAUGCUCACCCAAGACAUAAAAGUGGCAUUGAGACCAAAUGUUGGUGAGAAUGGGUUGGUGGAAAGGCAGGAAAUUGCCACUGUUGUCAAGUGUCUGAUGGAAGGUGAAGAAGGGAAGAAGAUUCGUUACCAAAUGAAGGAUCUCAAGGAUGCAGCUGCCAAAGCUCUAGGUGAAAACGGAUCUUCAACAAACCAUAUCUCCCGCCUCGCUCUUAAGUGGAAAAAUAAAGCAACUGUAACAAAUUAAAGUAGCUCCACUCAACUUCUUUCUUUGAAUUCUACACAAGUACAUAAAUAAAACUGCUUUAUUUAUUU
Messenger RNA from Gastrolobium bilobum, 1570 nucleotides. Its product is annotated as hydroquinone glucosyltransferase. The transcript has a single exon. NCBI's taxonomy places the organism in Eukaryota, Viridiplantae, Streptophyta, Magnoliopsida, Fabales, Fabaceae. Bases 45 to 1502 code for a protein of 485 amino acids. The record is from RefSeq and is a predicted model, not a curated record. Gene Ontology annotation, molecular function: UDP-glycosyltransferase activity.